GAUAAAUAUUGCAACCAGAAAGAUGGCCUAGCAAGCUAUGAGGUGAACUUCUCAUAUGUUGAAGCAGGAGUGAACAAACAGGCCCUUGUGAAGUUGGUGGCUUGUGAGAGAUGUGCUGAGAAGCUUCUUUAUAAGAAACUGAAAGAGAAGGAACAAAUGAAAGAAGACCAAGAAAGGAAAAGGGAAAGAUCUAGAAAUGACGACCAUGAGAGUCAGAGAGAAUUUAAAAAAGGAUCUAAGACUUCAUCGUCAGUGAAGGACCAUAAUAAUGCCGACAAGAGUGACGAUGAUAAUUUUGAUGAAUAUCUUGAGGGAAUGUUUCUGUGAAACCACGGAAUGUUAUGAUGUGAUGUAAAAUGGUUUUUAUGCUCCAUCAAAUAUCUAUCUUGUAUAUCCAUCAUCCACAUUUCUACUCGGUAAAGUGCGACAAGCUUCAUCACUC
Messenger RNA from Cuscuta europaea, 442 nucleotides. Lineage: Eukaryota; Viridiplantae; Streptophyta; Magnoliopsida; Solanales; Convolvulaceae. The record is from the annotation of a GenBank genome assembly.